UCUAUGGUUACUAUGGCUGUCGAUCGACAAGCGUAGGGUAGGGUAGGAGUAAUAAGAGUAAAUAUUUUCUAUAUGAUUUUUUCUUAAAUUUAUUAUCACUUAUGAAUUCAUUACUAAGCAUGGAAUUAAGUGACGAAUAAGUGCUUUGAAAAUCAACGGCCCUCUUGUCUGAGGGAUCCAUAGAGCGUCCCAGCUGUGACCAGUGGAUAACUAGGCUUUUAGGAAGAACAAUGGCGCAAGUGGGGGCGAACAUGGAAUACCAAGAAUACAAAUGGGCCUAUUCAAUCAUGGAUUCUUCAAGAGUCUCUGCGUGUCUGAUAUCUAUGCUCCUGAUCGUCUAUGGCAGUUUCCGAUCUUUGAAUAUGGAACGCGAGGCGAGAGAAAAGUCGGAACGCGAAAAAGAAGCCUGCUUAUUAGGCAAUAAGACACCGCCUAGCUCUUCAUCUAGUAGUAAUGUACAAACAUUAAACACGAUGCAGGCGUUGUGUUUCCCUCUGGGGUCAUCAGCGGCCCUGCUAGUUAUGUUCUUCUUUUUUGACUCCGUGCAAACACUCGUCGCGAUAUGUACAGCCGUUGUAGCCUGUGCGGCCCUAGCGUUUCUCCUAACCCCGCUGUGCCAGUACGUGGCUGGAGGAAGUCGGGCUGCGCUGUGCGGCCGGUACUCCGCCCCCGAGUUGGCCGCAGCUCUACUCGCCGCUGCCAUAGUUACUGUCUGGGUGUUAACUGGACAUUGGCUGCUAAUGGACGCUAUGGGUAUGGGUCUUUGCGUGACCUUUAUUGCGCUGAUCCGUCUGCCCUCGCUGAAGGUGUCCACUCUUCUACUCACGGGUCUACUUCUUUAUGAUGUCUUCUGGGUGUUCUUCUCGUCAUAUAUAUUCACUGCCAAUGUUAUGGUGAAGGUUGCUACCAGGCCAGCCGAAAAUCCAAUGAACGUGGUCGCUCGUCGCUUGCAGCUGGGCGGGGCGAUGCGAGACGCGCCCAAACUGUCCCUUCCUGCCAAACUCGUCUUCCCUUCCAUGCAUCAUCAGGGACACUUCUCUAUGCUUGGUUUGGGUGACAUAGUGAUGCCCGGUCUGUUGCUGUGUUUCGUGUUGCGCUACGACGCGUACAAGAAGGCCACGCUCGUGUGUCAGAUGGGACAAGUUCCGGGCCCACGGUCUAUGGGUUCCCGUCUAACAUACUUCCACUGCUCUCUACUGGGCUACUUCCUGGGACUACUGACAGCGACAGUAUCCGCGGAAGUGUUUAAGGCUGCUCAACCCGCGCUACUUUACCUCGUGCCCUUUACGCUACUGCCGCUACUCACUAUGGCAUAUGUCAAGGGUGAUCUAAGAAGAAUGUGGAGUGAACCGUUCAUAGCGCCACCUAACGGCAAGUUGGGGGCUGACUUCGACGUCUGAAUGAAACUUUUCAUUUUACAACUUAUGGGUUCUCAGCCAAUGGUCUAAAACAGGUCCUGCAUAACUAUUUAUACUUAAAAAUGUCUGAAUUUAUUUUAUAAAUAGUAGACUAGGAAACAAACGGAUACAUACAGUCCAUCGAGACUCGCUGUAGAUCUAGUAUGAAUUAGUGAGAAAAUCAUUAUUAAACUAAAAUUGUUUUACCACGAAUUUGGAAAUUCUAUGUUUCAAAAUAUU
This is a messenger RNA of Pieris napi, 1637 nucleotides long. RefSeq names its product signal peptide peptidase-like 3 (gene SppL). Gene Ontology annotation, biological process: membrane protein proteolysis. The transcript is spliced from 10 exons. Gene Ontology annotation, cellular component: Golgi-associated vesicle membrane; cytoplasmic side of endoplasmic reticulum membrane; lumenal side of endoplasmic reticulum membrane. Gene Ontology annotation, molecular function: aspartic endopeptidase activity, intramembrane cleaving. Lineage: Eukaryota; Metazoa; Arthropoda; Insecta; Lepidoptera; Pieridae. The record is from RefSeq and is a predicted model, not a curated record. Bases 231 to 1400 code for a protein of 389 amino acids.